UUGAAGACCAUCUCAUCGUCGCCAAUUGCCUCAUCACCAUGUAUGGCAAGUGCGGGAGCUCCAGCGACGCGAGGCUUGUCUUUGACGGUGGCCAGAGACUCGACGCUGGCGUUUAGAGUCUUCCAGGAGAUGCAGCAGGAUGGAACCAGGCCUGACGCUUUCACUUUCGUCGGCAUCUUGGAUGCUUGCACGGACUUGGAGCACGGUAGGAAAGUCCACUCGCAAGCUACAGCAGAUGGUUUCACUACAGAUGUUGGCGUUGGAAACGCACUCCUCAGCAUGUAUGGACGCUGCUCCAGUGUUUCCGAGGCCAGGGAGGUGUUUGACGGCAUCCUUUUGAAGAACUCGGUGUCCUGGGCCGCCAUGCUCACGUCCUACACACAGCUCGGGCAUGCCAGAGAGGCUAUGGAGCUUUCUCGGUUGAUGAGCAUGGAAGGCUUUCGACCGAACAGGGCGAGCUUGCUUGGCUUGUUAGCUGCCUGUGCAACGCUUGAAGACUUGGAACAGGGACGAAAGUUUCACGCUACUUUCCUCGCGAGUGGUUUCAUGAUGGACGUGUUUGUGGAGACGACGCUGGUUAACAUGUACGGGAAGUGUGGGAGCUUGGCAGAGGCAAGAGGUGUUCUUGAGGGGAUGGAGGUGAAGAGCGUGGUUUCCUGGAACGCGAUGAUAACAGCAUACGCACAGCACAGGCAUGGAAGAGAAGCGCUGGAGCUUCUCAAGAAGAUGGACUUGGAAGGCAUUCCUCCGAGCAAGGUGACGUUCGUGAGCAUUCUCGACGCCUGUGCGAGCUCGGGGGAUCUAACACGUGGAAGAAGUGCUCACUCUCGAGCAAUUGCCACUGGUUUUGGCGGCGAUGUCAACGUAAACAACACGUUGGUGAGCAUGUACGGGAAGUGUGCGAGCUUGGACGAGGCCAGGAAGGUGUUUGACGAGAUGCCGAGCAGGGAUCUCGUUUCCUGGAACGCCUUGGCCGUGGAGUACAGCCAGCACGGCUGCGGCAAGGAGGCUCUCAAGCUCCUCUGGAAGAUGGACCUGGAAGGCCUGAAGCCAGACAAGAUAAGCUACACGGCUCUUCUCAACGCCUGCGUCUACACGGGUGAGGAAUCUGCCAAAGCCAUGCACAGGCGAGUUUUGGCCAGUGGCUUCCAGCUCGACGGCAACAUCGUCGCAAACUUCCUCAUCAACCUCUACGCAAAGUGUGGCAGCCUCGAAAACUCCAAGUGCGUCUUCGACGGCCUGAAGAAGAAGGACGUGGUCUCGUGGAACGCAAUGCUCACGGCCUACAUCCAGCUCGACUCGCCGAAAGAAGCUCUCAAGCUCUUCCAGGCGAUGGACAUGGAAGGCACGAAACCGGAUCAAGUUUCAUACGUCCUCGCGCUCGAUGCCUGCGCCGGUGCCGUGGCCCCGACUCAGGGAAAGCUCUUCCACUCCCGAGUGGCUUCUCAAGGCCUGGACAGCGACGACACCGUCCGGAACGCGAUCGUCAACAUGUACGCCGAGUGUGGCAACUUGGACGCCGCCAACCGCGAGUUCGAGAGGAUCAAACGCCGGGACGUGGUUUCGUGGACAGUCAUGGUGGCGGCCAACGCGCAGCACGGGAAUCCCAGGGACAGUCUGAAGCUGUUUUGGAAGAUGCAACAGGACGGGACGAAAGCCGACGACGUCAGCUUCCUGUGCGCGAUACUUUCGUGCAGCCACUCGGGGCUCGUCAAGGACGCCAUGGCGUGCUUUAGCUCCAUGGUGGAGGACCAUGGAAUCCAGCCGCUGGCGGAGCACUUUGGGUGUGUCGUGGACGCGCUGGCCAAAGUUGGGAGGCUCGGCGAGGCGGAGGAAUUCAGCCUGGCUAUGGAUGCCGUGUCGUGGCGGGCAUUCUUGAGUGCUUGCAGAGUUCACGGCGACGCAAAGCGAGGUGUCAAGGCCGCGAGUUUGAUCGACGCAAGCGAUCCAAACUCGUAUGUUCUCUUGUCGAAUCUGUUGACCAGCCAGUCCACGCUGGAACCUUUCCAGGAAUCUCUCGGCUGACAGUGGCCUUUGUGUUUGUUUUUCUUUGUUUUCUCUCUUUCAAGCUAGCUAUCAGCGUUGCUGUGCUCCAAGAGGCACUCACUCGCUCGAGGCAUUGAAGGGAAAGAGCCGGAAAAAGAAACCAUACAAAAGAUAUCAAAGACUAAAUAUUUUUCU
Messenger RNA from Selaginella moellendorffii, 2181 nucleotides. RefSeq names its product pentatricopeptide repeat-containing protein At3g57430, chloroplastic. Bases 43 to 2025 code for a protein of 660 amino acids. The record is from RefSeq and is a predicted model, not a curated record. Gene Ontology annotation, molecular function: RNA binding; protein binding. The transcript has 2 exons. Gene Ontology annotation, biological process: RNA modification. Gene Ontology annotation, cellular component: intracellular membrane-bounded organelle. Lineage: Eukaryota; Viridiplantae; Streptophyta; Lycopodiopsida; Selaginellales; Selaginellaceae.